Molecule: messenger RNA, 1226 nt
Organism: Coturnix japonica (Japanese quail)
Lineage: Eukaryota; Metazoa; Chordata; Aves; Galliformes; Phasianidae
Gene: MRGBP
Product: MRG domain binding protein
Biological process (GO): regulation of transcription by RNA polymerase II
Cellular component (GO): NuA4 histone acetyltransferase complex; nucleus
Source: RefSeq, a predicted model, not a curated record
GGCUCGGCCCGGCUCGGAGCGGCCAUGGGGGAGGCGGAGGGUGGCGCGGCCGCUGCCGUGGAGAAACCGCCGCUGCCCGCAGCCGGCCCCGGUACCGCCGCUGCUGUCGCUGCCGCCGCCGCUGCUGUUGCUGCCGCCGCUGCCGCGGCUGCCUCCGCCCCGGAGCCCGGCGUGCCGGCAGAGGAAGCGGUGGUGGUAUGGAGCCCCGAAGUGGAGGUUUGCCUGUUCCACGCCAUGCUGGGCCACAAGCCCGUAGGUGUGAAUCGCCAUUUUCACAUGAUUUGUAUCCGUGAUAAAUUCAGUCAGAAUAUCGGACGGCAGAUUUCAUCCAAAGUGAUUUGGGACCAUCUGAGCACCAUGUACGACAUGCAGGCUCUUCAUGAGUCUGAGAUUCUUCCAUUUCCAAAUAUAGAGAAGAAUUUUAUUCUUCCUGAUGAGCUGAUUCAAGAAGUGAGAGAAGGAAAAGUGAUGAUGGAAGAAGAAGUGAAAGAGGAGAUAAAAGAGGAGAUGGAAACACACGCAGGUCCAGAAGAAGUUUUUGCACCCUCUGGAAGUUUAGGAAAAACAAGUGAGAAGCCGAGCAGCAAAGAAAAGGAGAAGACGUCAUCAGAUUCUGGGUCCAAAGAAGGAUCUGAUAAGAGGAAGCGUAACAGAGUCACUGACAAAGUGUUAAAUGCCAACAGCAACCCUUCCAGCCCCAGCGCUGCGAAACGACGCAGAACAUAAAGCUGCAAACAACAGAAGCAACUGACUAUGGAAUAUGAGGAGGGAAUAUUGAAAGCAGAUAUUAAGAUUGUCGUUACACAAAUGUUUCUCACAAAGGAAGUGAUAUCUGAGCCAGGUAUUUGAAGAACCUGCGCAUUGCCUUUAUGAGCACAGGACUUUGUGCCUGCCCUUCUCUGACCUGUUUGUGCUGCGGCACCGAGUAGCUGGAUGGUGGCAACCUGCUCAGGGAGAAAGCUGGCAGCAGGGAGGGUUUGUAUUUCCAAGUAGCACAGGCCGUGUUGGAACAGCUGAAAGAAGUGUUCAGUGAAGCACAGAGCCUCGACUUGUGACUAACAGGGGUUGUAUCUGUACAUUUUGAAUUGGUUGUUUUCGCCUUUGGUUGCUGUCUUUGAAUGUUACAGCCCCUCUGUGGGUUUGUUUGGCUGUUUAUCCAAACGUAGCAUUUGUAUCAGACAUCUGAACGCGUUGGUUCAGUAAAACCAAGAUCCUUUUAAAUACAA